Amphibalanus amphitrite is the source of this 3176-nucleotide messenger RNA. Its product is annotated as adenylate kinase 7-like. Gene Ontology annotation, biological process: nucleobase-containing compound metabolic process. The transcript has a single exon. Gene Ontology annotation, molecular function: AMP kinase activity; ATP binding. Gene Ontology annotation, cellular component: cytoplasm. The record is from RefSeq and is a predicted model, not a curated record. Lineage: Eukaryota; Metazoa; Arthropoda; Thecostraca; Balanomorpha; Balanidae. The coding region runs from base 250 to 2709 and encodes 819 amino acids.
AAUCGCCGCACCAGCGUACCAGCAUAGCCUGCGACCUUGUGCUCCGCAUCAAACCCUUAAUUUUCUCAUUUUAUAUGACUGUGAUAAUCAUUCAUAAGUCUGACUGUGAGUACAUCUUUCUAUCCCUCUAGUCGUAUGACGUGCAUUUAUCUUGUAAGAACAGUCCAGAGAGCUGCGUCCGUAAUAGUGCCUACCAUUUAGGAAAAGUUAUCUUAAAGGAUCGAGGCUCAGAACAAUCAGAACGCAAACAUGUCAGACAAUGAAGAGGGAACGCCACAGCCCGAGCUCGAAAAACACAUCUUUUUAAGCACGCUCGACUCGUACCUCGGUCGGAAUUUAGCUGAGCUUUUCACUGGUCAAGUGCAAGCUGUUGUUCCAGAGGAAGAGGAAGAAGUAGAAAACGAAGAAAAUGACGAAGCUGAACAAGAAAAGAAAUCGCUGACCACAAUUCAUGGUGUGCUGAGGCACGAGAAAACUGUUUCAGAUCCCUCAGGGACGCUUGUACUGACAGCAGCUCAAGCAGCAGAUAGGGACACCUUGUUGGCUUGUUUAGAACUAUGCGAGGUCAUCAUUUAUGACAUAACCUCCGGAGGACAGGAGCUAGUCGAGGAAGCCACCUGGGCAGUGGAGACUUUGCAUGAUCGACUGGAGCUAUGGCCAAAAAGGAAGGUGUUCAUAUUGAUCUCGACCGUAAUGACAUGGGCCAAAACGAAGCCGCUGGAUCCGGACGAUCCAGACUCGCCGUUCACAGAGGACGACUAUCGACGCCGGCGACCACAUCCACACUUCCAGGAGCAUCUCAACUGCGAAAAGACAACGUUUGCGCUGGGCAAGACCAACAAAAAGAAGUUCAAAACCUACGUCAUCGCAGCGGGUGCAACAUUUGGGAAGGGCGAGGACAUCUUCCACUCGUGGAUGAAGCAGGCAUGGCACAACGAAAAGGAGCUGACCAUUUUCGGUCGCGGCAACAACGUGGUCCCAACUAUCCACAUCCUGGACCUGGCACAAGUUGUGCAGUGCGUCUUCGACACGCGCCCCACCACACGCUACAUCCUGGCCGUGGACGGCCUCUCGAACACGCAGCGGGAGAUCGUGAAGGCCAUCAGCUCCGAGCUGUCCACCGGGCAGGUGAAGAGGGCCGACAAGGAGGACGUGUUCCUCACCGACCUGAACCUGCUGCACGCUGACCUUGUAACGACGGACCUCAAGAUGGAGAGCAUGUUCCUGGCGGACAACAUCGAGGAGCGACGCUCCGAGAGUGGCUUUGUCGAGGGAAUAGCGGACGUCGUCAAAGAGUUUCGGACGGAACGGAAGCUCCAGCCGAUGCGGAUUUGCAUCCUUGGGCCACCGGUAUCCGGCAAAACUUUUCUGGCAGAGAAGCUGUGUAAAAUUUACAAGCUACAUCAUCUUCACUUGAGCGAGAUCAUUGAGGCGGCGAUCAAGAAUCUUGAGGAGAUUGCGCACCCACCGGUCAAAGACCCGCCUCCAGUGACCCUGCCUGACGAGCCGGAGGGCGAUGGUGAAAGUCCCACGCUCGGAGAGGAAGAGGAGGAGGAAGACGAGGAAAACGCUGACAUCGACGCAGAAAUCGAAGAGGAGGAAGAAGAGGAAGAGGACGAGGAGAAAAUGACCCCAGAGGAGGCGGCCGAGCUGCUCCUUGAGAUCGAGGAGCAGCGUGCCGCUAACCACGAUAACCGCCUAGACGACGCCACCGUGCUCCAAUUCGUGGAAGAGCGCAUCCGAUCUAAGCCGUGCCGAAACCAGGGAUUUGUGCUCGACGGAUUUCCGAAGCUGGUGGAGCAGGCGGAGGCCCUAUUCGGUGUCGACGAGGAGGCAGAUGAUGCACCAGCCGAGGGAGAGCCGGCCUACAAUCGUGCCACCAUGCCAGAGCUGGUGAUUGCUCUAGACGCGCCUGACGAGUUCCUCUGUGAGCGAGCCAUCAACCUACCUGAGGAGAAGGUGCAGGGCACGCACUGGACAGAGGAGGCCGUGCUGCGCCGGCUCACCGAGUACCGGGCCAACAAUCGCGAGGACGUAACCGUUCUCAACUUCUUCGACGAGCUCGAGGUGCACCCACUGCUGAUCGACGUGACCAAAGACGAGAGCGAGGGUAUGGAGGACACGUGCCGGCUGCUGCAGAAGCGACUGGGCGCGCCGCGCAACUACGGCCUCACCAAGGAGGAGGCGGAGGAGAAGCGGCAGCGCCAGGAGGCCGAGAGGCUGGAGCAGGAGCACCAAGCUCGCGAGGAGGCCGAGCGGUGCGCCCGCGAGGAGAUGGACAGCCGCCGCCGCGAGCAGAUGGUCUGGAUGGAGCGGCUGACAGAGGUGAAGCGACAGGAACUUGAGGCGCUGGAAGCGCGCUCACUGCCUCUGCGCAGCUACCUCAUGAAACACGUCAUACCGACGCUAACACAGGGUCUCUUGGAGUGCGCCAAAGUGAAACCCGAAGACCCCGUCGACUAUCUAGCCGAGUAUUUGUUUACCAACAACCCUCAGACCAAUCUGGUCGAGUGGGAGGAGUUGCAGAAGAGCAAGCUGGAGGCCAAGGAGGCGGCGCGGAAGCAGAUGAUGGACAAGUGGCUGGCGGAGGACACGGUUGAGCACGUGGGGCGUGAGGCUCCCGUGGCCGAGGGCGGCACGGAGCCUGAUGCUUCCGAGCACACCUCAGCGAACACCUCCCACGAGACGGUUGAUGCGAGCCCUAAGUAAGAUGGUCGGAUGAUGGAAGGUCAAACGCCAGGCUAUUGUGUGUGAAUAGCGGUGUGCCAUUGGUACAAAUCCUGUUAUGAAAUGAUGCCUCUUUAAACGUUCAAGAAAGGGGAAUAAUACAUUUAAAAUGUUGCCAUCCAAAACAACAAUUACAUAUCCCAUAAACACUAUGUCGACGAUUUGAUAACAAGAAGUCUGAUCAGCACGAAAAACAAGGUAGCGGCGGGCGACUCUGCGACACUGGGAUAUUUGCGGAGCUGCAAUUUACCAAGCGAUACGGAAUAUGGCGUUUAAUGUGUUACCCAUGCCGUUUGAGAUUCAUUCGGUAUGCGUCAUUUCAAAUUGUAAAUAACUCGAUGUAAAUAUUGUUUCCUGAUAGCCCAUGUUACCUACGUUGUAUCACGUUGAUGUAUUGACUGAUGCACUGGACGUUUAUUACCGAAAUGCAUAAAUGAGUACGGUCUUGA